AUGGCAGUAGUAGACCUCAACACGUGUAUCGUGUGCGGCAAGAAGUCGGAGUCACGCUGUCAGCCGUGCGGGAAGGCCGGCGUCGAGGUCUACUUCUGCGGAGCAGAACAUCAGCGAGCGAUCUGGCCGGUCCACAAGUUCUUCUGCGGGCCGAAGGCUUGCCCCCUCGUUUGGCCCGAUUUGACGACCGCAGAAGCGGACGCUGCGUGGAAGCAGCGAACGUGGUGUGACGACUCGAGCGAGGCGAUACACUACGAAGACCGCAUCCCGAUCACCUCGGCGUUCAAGCAGAUUAUCGGGAUUGAGGAGAACGAGUUGCAGAACGUUCUGCAGUCACUCACCGGCAAAGGCGAAGUGACGCCGACAGUCGCCGCCCGCCGACAAGCCCUCGUUAAAUAA
This is a messenger RNA of Rhodotorula toruloides NP11, 399 nucleotides long. RefSeq names its product zinc finger, MYND-type protein. The record is from RefSeq and is a predicted model, not a curated record. The transcript has 3 exons. Lineage: Eukaryota; Fungi; Basidiomycota; Microbotryomycetes; Sporidiobolales; Sporidiobolaceae. Bases 1 to 399 code for a protein of 132 amino acids.